This is a messenger RNA of Aspergillus affinis, 456 nucleotides long. RefSeq lists its product as uncharacterized. Lineage: Eukaryota; Fungi; Ascomycota; Eurotiomycetes; Eurotiales; Aspergillaceae. Bases 1 to 456 code for a protein of 151 amino acids. The transcript has a single exon. The record is from RefSeq and is a predicted model, not a curated record.
AUGUUACCCAUUCCCGAAAGACGCGAAAGAUGUCGCGAGAACAAUCCCCCGACCCUCCUCAUUUUGAGUGGUAUUAGCGAGUGUCGGAAUGAGAUCUUGAGAGACGCAAAGUGGUGGCUAACCAGCGUGCAACCACCUGUCAACAUAGUCAUUACCAUGUAUCUCGAUUUGCGGCCCCGGACCAUUGCAAUUGAAGUCUGGAAGCUUCUAACUUCCAGGGAAGACCAUAGUUGCAGUCGUGACUGCAAUCGUCUCUGUUCUAAAAUUGCUUUGAAGGUCAUUUUAACACCCGUGGACGACACGAACAAUUACCGCGCAUCUCGUGAUCUUACCCUGUCAUUCAGAGAUAUAGUGCUCCGCAAACCACCGGUCGGAGAGGAGGAGAUUGUCUUUUCGAAACAGGACCUGGAGGACUGGACUAAGUCGAUCUUUGAAAGAAUCGACAGAAGCGCAUAG